UUUGUGACUGUUGGCAGAAAGAAACAGUUUUUGUUCAUCGUCUGAGAAAAAGUUUAUUGUAUUCGUAUGCAAUUGCGAUAAGUGUUUUUUUAAAACGGAACUGUAUGUUAAUUUUCGAAAGCCUUUAGAUAGUGUGUGACAUAUAAACCAAACAAAAUGUCCUUUGCGGAGAAAAUCACAGGUUUGCUGGCGCGGCCGAAUCAAGCAGAACAAAUGGGCGGCAUAGAUGCGCCAUGGUACAUGAAGUAUGGUGGACGAUUAUUGGGUAUCGUUGGCGCUUUCUUCUGCAUACUAUUUGGUCUGUGGAAUGUCGUCGGCAUACUCCUGCUCAACGUUUCCUGCCUCAUCUCGGGCAUCAUACAAAUGGUGGUUGGGUUUGUAGUGAUGGCACUGGAAGCGCCCUGUUGCUUCUUCUGCAUAGAAUAUGUAAAUGAUAUAUCCAAUAAAGUGGAAGCACGCCCCUUAUGGAAUCGUGCCGCCUUCUAUUGCGCCAUCGCACUUCCGCCAAUAAUUUUGUGCCCUGGCCUAGGUAGUAUUUUCGCAUGUGGUCUUAUAUUUGGCACUGGCGUGAUAUAUGGCCUCAUGGGAUUAGGCAGAAAGGCUUCCGCCGAUGAAAUGCGUCAAGCUGCUGUACAAUCUGGCCUGGCGGGCACACCCACGGGCGCCACAACGAACGAUCGCGCCAGCAUUGUGAACAACGCACAACCGUUCUCCUUCACCGGCGCCGUGGGCACAGACAGCAAUGUGUGAUAGCGUAGAAAUGACUGCAAAAGCAAAAACAAAAAACAAAGCAAAAUGCAAACCAUUGGAAGCGUUGUAGAGAGAAAAAAGUUGACAAAUGCCAAACAAAAAUGAAAAAGUAAAAAUAAGAACAGACAAAACCAGGAUUGUCCUGCCGCUCAAACGCUGCUCACUUCACACUAGAUAUGUAUGUGCGCCCCGGACUAUGUUGCAUAACUCCGAAAUCUAAGUGGCGACCUUGCAGGUGUAGUGCAAGUAUGCUGUGACAUUCCUGGCGCUGAAAUGAUUUGUGGAAUUCGCGUGAAAGAUCUCUGCCAACUCCGUUUGAAAACACCUUCAUUGGUUUUACUGCAUUACAUUGUUAACUGUUAGCUUGCUAAAUAUAUAACUUUUCGGAUGUUUAAAGUAAUGAGGAUGGUUAAACUUGAAAAUUGCUUUGUUGCUAAUUUCCUAAAUAUAAAUGCAUACUUAAUUUCUAUUUGUUUAUUACUCUAAUGUUUAUUGUUUACAUUUUGACAAUCUACAUUUUAAGCGCUUCAUACAAACUCUGCACACAUACAUGCGCAUACGCUUUAAUCACACAUUUAUACAUAUUUAGAUAUUAUUUUUUGUUUUGUUAAAAAAAAAAUAUUUCUAAUCUGUUCAUUUUGCCAAUAAUUGCGUAAGCUGUUAUCCUAUUGUACUCGUAACGAAAUUUUUGCAUUCCAUUUGUGCAAGUGAAAAUCUUCUUAAGUUUGAGAGCAGCGAAGUCUGGCAAGAAUUUGACAAUUUGUGUCUAAACUACGGAAAAUGUCUUUUAAAUUGCAAUGUUUAUUAACGAAAGUGUUUUAUUCUUCUAUCUUACGUGUUGAAAUUGACUUAAGUUACUUAAACUAUAUCAAAUUAAAUAUUUCAUGUGUCUUCGUAGUGAAAUUCAUCAACGUACUUUUCACGUUUCAUGCUAACUUAAUAAAAAAUAUUUUACGCGCAAAAAUCUAGUUGAAUAUUUCCGAAAUUUGUGUGUUUAAAAUAUUCGCUUGUUCGUAAACAACUAUAAAAAAAAUAACUAAAUGUUGAUCAAACUAAAUAAAAAUCUUCAUACAAUAUAAUAGGCAAGCUAAGAAACAAAAACAAAACAAAAAAGUCAGCGCAUCUAUGAAUUGUAUUAUCUUAAUAUUAGUCAUAUAUAGUUAAAUAAAUGUAAUAUUUUAUUAAACAAAAAAAAAAUAAAAAA
Messenger RNA from Zeugodacus cucurbitae (melon fly), 1954 nucleotides. It is a transcript of the gene fwe, whose product is annotated as calcium channel flower. Gene Ontology annotation, biological process: vesicle-mediated transport. The record is from RefSeq and is a predicted model, not a curated record. Bases 157 to 750 code for a protein of 197 amino acids. NCBI's taxonomy places the organism in Eukaryota, Metazoa, Arthropoda, Insecta, Diptera, Tephritidae. The transcript is spliced from 5 exons. Gene Ontology annotation, cellular component: membrane.